Molecule: messenger RNA, 681 nt
Organism: Leptosomus discolor (cuckoo roller)
Lineage: Eukaryota; Metazoa; Chordata; Aves; Leptosomiformes; Leptosomidae
Gene: CD79B
Product: CD79b molecule
Biological process (GO): B cell differentiation; B cell receptor signaling pathway
Cellular component (GO): external side of plasma membrane; B cell receptor complex
Source: RefSeq, a predicted model, not a curated record
AUGGCUGAUCUUUGCACGAGGCUCUGGGUGCUCCAGGCAAACCUCUGGCUGAUGGCUCUGGUCACAGGUGGGAUGUCAGCAGACCAGAACAGCACCAGGAACACCACAGGCGGCAGGUGCCCUAUGGUGCAGCAGGACCCACGCUACGUGGCAGCCAAGAAGAACAAGCCCGUCCACUUCAUCUGCUACUCCCGGGAGCCCGAUAGCAUGCAGUGGUACAAAACAACAGAGAACAGUGAUGACCUCUACGAGCUGGAUCAUAACACCUCCCGCUAUAGCAUCGAGAGGCAAGACAACUUCAUCAGGUUCACCAUCUUCAGGAUCACCUACGAGGACAACGGCAUCUAUGUGUGUGACAGCAAGAACCUCACUGCAGAGAAGAAGCGGCCGCACUUGUGCGGGACAGAGCUCAGAGUCAUGGGUCACAGUAGCAUCCAGCAGCUCCAGAGCAGGAACACGCUGAAAGAUGCCAUCAUCAUCAUCCAGUCCAUCCUGCUUGUCAUCUUCAUCAGCGUCCCCAUGCUCCUGUUCCUAGAUAAAGGUGAAGGCAAGGAAAUCCCGGAGGAGGACCAUACCUACGAGGGCCUGGAGGUGGAGCAGAUGGCCACCUACGAGGACAUCACUCCUUUCCGGGACGUGAAGGCCAAGUGGACAGUUGGGGAGCACCCAGGCGAAGAGUGA